AUGAGUGAUUUUAUUCCGUUGAGGACUAAAUCUACACCCGCAACACAAUUAAACUGUAAUGCUCCUCCAUUUAAAAAGCGGAAGGGAGUUGAACAACCAAUUGCUGUUAAACCAUUAAAAGAAGAAGAAACAGAUAUUGUUAAACAGAAAGGACAACAAACAAUCGUUACCCCAACAGCAACACCUAUAGUUCAUGAAAUAACUCCAACAACUAAUUUAAUUCCAUUUGAAAAAAUAGCUUCAUCAAAAACAUGGAAAAGAAGUAAACCUGUUGAACAUAAAGUUAUGAAAAACGAAAAAACUAUUGGAGCAACAAAACAAAUAGACAAAAAAGUAAACUUAGAAAGAGACGAAAAAAAAGGCUCAGGUCCAAUUAAAUUUGAACAACAAACAUUAAAAAAUGCAUUUUUUGUUAGAAGAAAGAAAGAAAAUAAGGAAGAAAAUAAGGAAGAAAAUAAAACUACCUCUAUUCCUUUAAUUGACGAGGAACUCCAACAAAAUGAAAAAAAAAUCAUCAAAGAAAAAAAUAAUCCACAAAACGAACAACCAACAAUGGAAAAUCAAAUCCUUAUAACUGAAGGAAAACCCCAGAAAGAAGAACCAAAAGAAGAAGUGAAAGAAGAACCAAAAGAAGAAUUGAAAGAAGACACUAAAGAAAAAGCAGAAGAAAAGAAACCUGAAAGUAAAAAGGAAAAGAGAAAUAAAAAAAGAAGUUAUAAACGUGAGCAUGAAGAAGAACAGAUAGAAGAGCAGGAAACCUUUGAAAUUCCUCCUGAAGAGGAUGAGUGGAAACAAGUUGACAAAAGUGGAAAAGUCAGACCU
Molecule: messenger RNA, 822 nt
Organism: Entamoeba nuttalli P19
Lineage: Eukaryota; Evosea; Mastigamoebida; Endamoebidae
Exons: 1
Source: RefSeq, a predicted model, not a curated record